Molecule: messenger RNA, 1930 nt
Organism: Neolamprologus brichardi
Lineage: Eukaryota; Metazoa; Chordata; Actinopteri; Cichliformes; Cichlidae
Gene: mfsd11
Product: major facilitator superfamily domain containing 11
Source: RefSeq, a predicted model, not a curated record
GCAAGUUUUUAGCCGUUUCCUUGUAGCAGCGCCUGUUAGCCUGUCAGCUGAUUUCACUCACAUGACUCUCGUUUUAGUUUCAGGUCAGUCCUGUUUAUCGGUGCUGUGAAAGAGCUCCGGGGACCAGCUUUCCACGGCGGAAACAUGGUGUUAAAGUUGGUUUAGGAUCCGAACGGUGAUAAUAAAUGGCUGCGGGGGUUCCCACGAAGAGCUGACCGACUGAGUGAGGAGAAAAGCGGGCAGGUUAGCUCAGCAGCGUCGGCAGAUUUGGUGAGCUGAUCACGGCUGACUUUCCGGGCACAACUGCUCUAUGAGCUCUUCACACCAACAAUAGAUUAUUAUUUUUUUUGUGUUUUUGGUUUUUACUUCCUCCGGGAGUUCAGAUAACCUCCAGAAUGAGUCCAGAAGGGAAGAAGCUUUUAAACAUCAUCAUCCUCGGCUUCGGCUUUAUGUUCAUGUUCACAGCCUUUCAGACAUGUGGCAAUAUAGAGCAAACAGUGAUCAAGAGCUUCAACAGCACCGAGUUUCACGGGAGUGGAUACACGAGCAUGGCCAUCAUCUAUGGCGUUUUCUCUGCAUCCAACCUCAUCGCCCCGUCGGUGGUGGCGGUCAUCGGGCCCCAGCUCUCCAUGUUCUUCAGCGGGCUUUUGUACAGCCUGUACAUCGCCAUGUUCAUCUACCCGUACACCUGGAGCUUCUACACGGCGUCCGUGCUGGUUGGAAUAGCAGCAGCAGUGCUGUGGACAGCUCAGGGGAACGUCCUCACCAUCAACUCCACGGACAGCACCAUUGGGAGAAACAGUGGUAUAUUCUGGGCGCUGCUGCAGUUCAGCUUGUUCUUUGGAAACCUCUACAUCUACUGCGCCUGGCACGGACACGUCCACAUCACAGACAAGGACCGGCGGACGGUGUUCAUCUCUCUGACGGUGAUAAGCCUGGUUGGCUGCUUCCUCUUCUUCCUCAUCAGGAAGCCUGAUUCUGAAUGCUCUUCCUCUGCUGAGGCGACUGAGCCGCUGCUGCAGGAGGAAUCCUGCGACAACACCGCAACCAGCUCGGGAUGCUCUCACCUCUGCUCUCAGGCGCUCGACGCGUUCGUCAGAGCGUGUAAGCUGUUCAUCACCAAAGAAAUGCUGCUGCUGGGCGUCUCCAUCGGAUACACAGGUUUGGAGCUGACCUUCUACAGCGGCGUGUACGGCACGUGCAUCGGCGCCAUGAUGAGCUUCGGCCAGGAUGCGAAGAGUUUGAUCGGGAUCUCUGGGAUCUGCAUCGGCGUGGGCGAGAUAUUAGGUGGUAGCGUGUUCGGGAUUCUGAACAAACGCAUCGGCUUUGGGAGGAACCCCAUCGUUCUGCUCGGGUUCAUCACCCACAUCAUCGCCUUCUACCUGAUUUUCCUCAACAUCGCCAGCGACGCUCCGCUGGCCCCGGAAGAAGGAACAGAUCUGGAGGCCUUCAUCGCCCCCAGCGUGGGCGUGGCCUUGUUCUGCAGCUUCCUGCUCGGUCUGGGUGACAGCUGCUUCAACACGCAGCUCCUCAGCAUCAUCGGCUUCAUGUUCCACGACAACAGCGCCCCCGCCUUUGCCGUCUUCAAGUUCAUCCAGUCCAUCAUGGCCGCUCUGGCCUUCUACUACAGUAACUACCUGCUGUUGCACUGGCAGCUGCUCAUCCUGGUCGUGGUGGGGUUUCUGGGCACGAUAACCUUCUUUAAGGUGGAGCACAUGGCCAACUCCAGCAGGCGGCAGUCGGACUACGACAGUAUCUGAGCCGGGCCGGAUGACGAGGGCACAGCUGGAGUUUUUUCGCUCUCCACUCGCCCAGGGACGACCGGCCCACAGACUGAUGCUCGCUGUGGGACAUUUAGAUUCUGAAGCCGGGACCAAACGCUCGUCCUGAUCUCAGCAUUUAUCCAAUUAAAUGAAACGGCAUGUGGUGA